Messenger RNA from Punica granatum (pomegranate), 994 nucleotides. The record is from RefSeq and is a predicted model, not a curated record. Lineage: Eukaryota; Viridiplantae; Streptophyta; Magnoliopsida; Myrtales; Lythraceae.
AUGUCCUUCCUCGUUGUCUCCCCCGACGGCCACCAUUUCUGAUUCCCAAACAGAAAGCUCGGAAGGCGAUGGCGAGACCAGAAUCCGUCACCCGUUUGCUCUCCCUGGUCUUCUUCGUGACCGUCGGCUUCUCGGCUAUUAGGGCGAACUCCCAAUCGCUGCCGCCGGCGAGGCCCGAUGGGUUCGUGUACUCGACUGACCCGGUCGGCCCGGAAACCAUCAUCAUCGAGGCGUUCUUGGACCCGGUCUGCCCCGACAGCAGGGACGCCUGGUGGCCCCUGAAGAAGGCCCUCGACUACUACGGGCCUCACGUUUGGCUCGUCGUCCACCUCCUCCCUCUCCCUUACCAUGACAACGCCUACGUAGCUUCCCGUGCUUUGCACAUUGUCAAUUCGCUGAAUAGCUCCGCGACCUUCCACUUAUUAGAGCUAUUCUUUAAGCAACAGGAGAAAUUUUACAAUGAUCAGACCCUCAACUUAUCAAAGGCUUCCAUCGUGAGACUUGUUGCAAAAUUUGCUACCCAAGCCGUGGGCAACUCGUUUUACUCCGCCAUAGAACAAGGCUUCAAUGAUCGGAGAACCGAUCUCAAGACAAGGGUGUCUUUCAAGUAUAGCACUUCAAAGGGAGUUUCUGCCACGCCAACCUUCUUCCUGAAUGGAUUCGUGCUGCCUCAUGCUGGUUCUCCCAUAGAUUUCGAGGGUUGGAAAAGCUACAUUGAUCCACUUAUCGGUGCAUCGAGCGACAAUGGGGAUGAAACCCUUCACUAUUUCCUGUAAAGAGCACUAUUGUGAAGAAUUCUCGUGCUCUAUAGUCGCUUCAUGGGCAAAGAUGUCAAGCACAGACAGGCCGUCCUGUUACUGUAGCCUGAAAAUAACAUAAACCGUAGCUCCACCCGGCCCCUUUGGGCUGCCUUUUAUGUUGGAUGUCAGUCAAUGCUGUGUCAUACUUUGUUACUGCAAUAUGUGAGUAUCAUCUAUAUAUUUUAUAAGUAAAA